This is a messenger RNA of Cucurbitaria berberidis CBS 394.84, 1754 nucleotides long. RefSeq lists its product as uncharacterized. NCBI's taxonomy places the organism in Eukaryota, Fungi, Ascomycota, Dothideomycetes, Pleosporales, Cucurbitariaceae. The transcript has 2 exons. Gene Ontology annotation, biological process: lipid metabolic process. The coding region runs from base 82 to 1413 and encodes 443 amino acids. Gene Ontology annotation, molecular function: phosphoric diester hydrolase activity. The record is from RefSeq and is a predicted model, not a curated record.
GUUCCCCGCAGUUUUGUUUUUGAGGCUUCUCAAGUUUUGUUGCACUGUUGUUGUCGCGUUGUUCGGCGUUAAUCUUGGACCAUGGAGCAGGCACCAGAAAAAACGAAAUCCGAGCCUGUUGUUGCUGUACGACCGGUAUUUCUUAGGAUGGUGAGCGGGGACGGUACUCCGCGCAGGUUCCACGAUGAUGAGGAUGAGACGGGAAGUCAGGAUUCGAGUGCCAUAAGUUUAGAAGAGAUUGAGGGACGAAAGAAGUCAGAGUGGUAUCGGCGCAGCGGGCCAAGUUCAUGGCGCAGUGACUUGAGCUGGUGGUGUGGAUUGCCAUCAAGAGAUCGCGAAGAGUCAGUACCAGAGAGGAGAGCAAGAAGAAGGCGCUGUUGUCAAAGAGUAGGAGUCGUAGUCGUUGUUUUGGCGAUAUUCGGCGUCAUUGCCGGAGUUGUGUAUGUAUCCUUCGUCACCACACUAAGACGUCGUCUUGCCCCUCCACCAGGCCAUAGCGGACUGCAACACAUUGUUGAGACCUGGAAAGAGCCGGACUCGAAGGGCGCAUUCAAAUUCGAUUGGAGAGAUGAUUUCAGCCGCGACAUUGUCCCAAAAAACUGCCACUCGCACAACGAUUACUGGCGCGCCGUUCCGCUCUAUGCAGCUCUCGCGGUGGGCUGUGUGAGCGUCGAGGCAGAUGUGUGGUUGACCGAAGAAAAGGAGCUGCUUGUUAGUCACUCGUGGAAAUCCACGAAAAGAGUGCGAACGUUAAGAAGCUUAUACCUCGAUCCACUGACCAACAUUUUCGAAAACCGAAACGUGUCUGCAGCAUCAACAGAAGACAGGGAGACUGGCCUUUUCGAAUCCGAUCCGAAUAUCUCCACGAUCCUACUCAUCGACUUCAAAUCCAAGGGCCGUGAGAUAUGGCCAGUCCUCCUCUCGCAACUCCAACCGCUCCGCGACAGAAACUGGCUCACGUACUAUGACGGCGAGAAACUGAUCCAGGGACCGUUGACUGUCGUGGGCACGGGGAACACACCAUUCGAUCUGGUGCAGCAAAACGCUACCAACCGCUUCGUCUUCUUCGACGCCCCUUUGCUCUCCAUCUCCGACGCCAAAUACAACGCUACUAAUAGCUACUACGCUUCCACCAAUAUCAAAUCGGCAAUCGGUAGAAUCUGGACGAUGAACGGGCUAUCUCGCAAGCAAUUUGACACGAUCAAAGGCCAAGUGGAUGCCGCGCAAGAGAAGGGCUUGAAGAGUCGGUACUGGGAUACACCGCCUUGGCCGAUUUCGCUGAGGGACAGCGUGUGGCGGACGCUGAUGGAUGCUGGUGUUGGCAUGCUCAAUGUGGAUGAUCUGAUCAGUGCGACAAGAUGGAACUGGGGAUGGUGUGUUAUUGCUGGACUCACACUUUGCGGGAACAGCUAAGUGUGCAGACUGAGGAAUGUGCAUUUCUCUUCUUGUAAAAUUAUCUCGGGAGGACGGAAGGUUUGCAUUGCAUGAGAGCAUGGAGUUCUGGAGUCGUGAAAGCAUAUUGCACAGCAACUUGGGGGAAGGAAAUGGGAAAUGCUCCAUUUUUACGAAGUUAUGAUUUGUAGAUGGAUCGUCGCCAUGGUAGUUGGAAAUCAAGCGGGGACGCAAAUCUUGAUACAUUAUACUCUUUCCUUAUGCAUACGCUUCCAUGUAUGAGUUUUGUGGGGAACGUUUUGACGAUCUCCAAUAUGUGAGCCGUAGCUGUGGGUAGCUAGUGCGUGUUUUGAUGACUGUGG